AUGCAAGACCAUGAUGUCUUGAUGCUUCGCGAAGCUGUAACGACCGAACCUUACAAUUUUAAAGCAAAAAGCAGCAAGAGAGGGAAAGUAUGGGAAAGCAUCGCAGCCUAUUUGAAUUCUCUGGAGACUCCAGAGUUCAGGGUUACAGCAAGGGCAGUGAGACAUCGAUAUGCACUCCUGAUCUCCCUGCACAAAAUAAAGCAAAGAGAAGAAGAGAAAGCAUUUGGGAUCGAUGUCUCUGAUCUCACAGAGCUCAAUACCUUGCUGGAGGAAAUUCGAGAGCGGGAGAAAAGCGCAGAAGAAAAGAGUGACGCCCUGAGAAAUGAGAAGGCAAAAGGUGAGAAAGAAAAAGCUACAGCAGAGGAAAUCAGACAAGCGGCUCUUCAGAUAAUGGCAAUUAGAAAGAGCGAUGAUAGUGGCGAGAAACCAAAAAAAGCUAAAUUGAGGAGGAGCACCUUUCAUGCAAUCGGAUUUUUGGCCGAGAAGUCAGAGAAAAAGAGAAUUGAAAAAGGAAGAGUUAGCCAUCAAAAAAAAAGAGAGCUUGAUCUAGCAGAAACUAGACAAGAGGAGGCUUCCCAGCAGCAACAGACCGUGUUCUCAGUACUGAUCAACACAAUGCAGCAAGAGCAACCGCUUCAACAGCAAAACCUUCAAAUUAUGCUUGACCAGCAAAACAAGGCAUUUAUGUCAUUGACGGAAAAUAUAAAAAGGCAUCAAGCUCGUGCCUACUGA
Messenger RNA from Porites lobata, 732 nucleotides. Lineage: Eukaryota; Metazoa; Cnidaria; Anthozoa; Scleractinia; Poritidae. The record is from the annotation of a GenBank genome assembly.